Heterobasidion irregulare TC 32-1 is the source of this 826-nucleotide messenger RNA. Its product is annotated as 1-cysteine peroxiredoxin. Bases 9 to 677 code for a protein of 222 amino acids. Lineage: Eukaryota; Fungi; Basidiomycota; Agaricomycetes; Russulales; Bondarzewiaceae. The record is from RefSeq and is a predicted model, not a curated record. Gene Ontology annotation, molecular function: peroxiredoxin activity. Gene Ontology annotation, cellular component: mitochondrion; cytosol. The transcript has 7 exons. Gene Ontology annotation, biological process: cellular oxidant detoxification; cell redox homeostasis.
CUUCAAUCAUGGCCCCCUCUUUGCGUUUGGGAAGCACCGCUCCGGACUUUGAGGCUCAGACGACAACUGGUCCCAUCAAGUUCCACGAUUGGAUUGGGGACUCCUGGGCCGUCUUGUUCUCUCACCCUGACGAUUUCACACCUGUUUGCACCACCGAGUUGGCGGAAGUUGCCCGUCGUGCUCCUGAUUUCGAAGCCCGUGGUGUGAAGGUCAUUGGCCUUUCUGCCAAUGGUCUCGAAUCACAUCACAAAUGGGUAAAGGAUAUCAACGAAUGGGGCGCUCAAUAUGGCUCCACUGACCUUCAGUUCCCCAUCAUCGCCGACGAGGAUAGGAAGAUCUCGACACUGUACGACAUGUUGGAUGAACAAGACGCGACUAAUGUGGAUAAGAAGGGCUUGCCUCUGACUAUUCGCACUGUCUUCGUCAUCGACUCAAAGAAGAAGAUUCGCCUUACUCUCUCGUAUCCUGCAUCCACUGGGCGCAAUUUCGAUGAGAUCAUCCGUGCCAUCGAUUCACUUCAAUUGACUGACAAGCAUCGCAUCGCUACACCCGUCAACUGGAAGAAAGGCGAAGAUAUUAUCGUCCAUGCCUCGGUCAGCAAUGCGGAGGCGAAGACGCUGUUCCCAAACUUUACUACCCACAAGUCCUACCUCAGGACCGCCCCUCUCAAUGCGUAAUAUGCAGUGAACAAUCAUAUAUAUGAUUCAUUCCUAAGGCUGGGGGUGCAUCAGGGCGCAGGGCCUCUAUGUAUUGGUAUCAAUUCGGCAUUCGUUAUGCAUUGUAACAAUCGAGAUAGUUGUGAGAAAUGCAGCGGUACAGAGUCGGG